Macrosteles quadrilineatus (aster leafhopper) is the source of this 2086-nucleotide messenger RNA. RefSeq names its product apolipoprotein D-like. The transcript has 4 exons. The record is from RefSeq and is a predicted model, not a curated record. Gene Ontology annotation, molecular function: pigment binding. NCBI's taxonomy places the organism in Eukaryota, Metazoa, Arthropoda, Insecta, Hemiptera, Cicadellidae. The coding region runs from base 51 to 659 and encodes 202 amino acids.
AGUCUGGCUUUGUUGUGGCCGGGAGAAGUUACAAGAGAGAGCCUACAGUAAUGUGCGUGUCUAGGUUAGUUGUGUUAGUCACAGUGUCAGUGCUAGUGUACAGUGCUGUUAUUGUCAGAUCACAGAGACCAGGUUUUGGGAGAUGUCCAGACUAUCCGGCAGUGAAGAAUUUUGACGUUAUGAAAUUCCAGGGGGAAUGGUAUGAAGUAGAGCGGUCAUUCUACAUCCUCGAACUAGUCACAGGCUGCACGACCCUCAACUUCACUGCAAGGCCUGACAAUGUUUUCAAAGUGGCGAUCAAGACGGCCAACAAAUGGAAUGGCAAUAUAAUGAUUGGACUGUUGGGAACGGCAACACCCAACCGAUAUAAUCGUGGCGAACUUCAGUUCAAGAUAGACUCCAACCUGCCACCGGCCUUAGUGAGAGCUCUGCCAGGAGUGGGCAACUACAAGGUGCUAGGAACAGACUAUGACUCCUUCGCUUUGCUCUACUCCUGCUCAGAUAUGGGGAUCUUGCAUGCUGAUCUACUCUGGGUUUUGGCUCGUGCUAAGGAGCUACCAGUGACGUCUCGAGUGCAAGUGUACGACAUCAUGAGUACUCUCAACAUCGACCCAGCGCGGCUCACGCUAACCAAGCAUAAUAAAUGUCCACAAUUCUAACCUAUCCCAUCCUCUCUGAUCUUGCCAAUUGAAAUGUCUCUUUGUGAAGUGUUAUGUGGUAAUACUUGAGAUUAGGUAAAUUUACAACAGUUUAAUUAAUUUUUAAACAUAAACUUUUGUUUGGUGAAACUUGUGCUUGAAAUACUGUGUAUUUUAUCAACAGAUAUACUACAUAAAGGUGGUAUGCUGCUGAGUAUUUUCACUGUAGCCAUUGAUAAUGAUAUAGAUAACCAGAUUUUGCUAGGUUUCGCCCAAAGAGAAUGUGGUUGGAUGAGCCUCUCAUGCAGUGUGUUAUUUUCAAAGCUCUGUUUUCUCAAAAAAGGUUUUGUUUCUAAUCAAAUUAGAGACAGGCAAAAUUAUAUACCACUGGAUGGUAAAGAAUAAGAAGUACAUAUUACCAAAAGCCCCAAAAUUUCCCCCAGUGCUUUCAAUGUCGUAAUCGGCACCCUCUUCCGACAUAUAUUGCAGUAAAUGCCAUAACGCCCCUCCGCUGCAUCUCCAACGAUACGGCUUGCAGCAUUCUUAUUUUAUUCAUUUUACUGCCCUAAAGGCAAAAAGUUUUCUUUUGCAAUAGCACAUCUCAUUAAAUCAGUAAUAACGUCCAGACAUCUAUUGGUUGAAUUUGAUAUAGUUGGGCGAAAGAGAGCCAAGAGCUUGGGAAAGCACCAAGUAGCAUGUCACCCACCGAGCGCUCAGACUAUCGUCUAUUUAGGCUACACUACCCCCCACAUUUACAUCAGAAUCCUAGACUUAUAUAUAGUAUGUGUUUGUAAGAAAACGCUUUACAACCCAUAAACAAACUAUUUCUUGAAUUUCUCACAAAUAAAUUAAAUACAGUAGAAAGUCCAAAAUAAGAGUUUCAAUAUUUUCACAAUUUCAUCAAUUAUACUAAAAUCACGGGAAAACUAUUAGAUUUACAAUAAACAUGUAUACGGUAUUAUUUGUAGGAAAUUUAGUUCUAAAGACAACAAGCGAUUAUUUUACCACAUUAAACAACUCGUACAUAAACUAGACACAUUUUAGUAAAACCAUGCAAAUGCUGACUUUGAGGGGUGAUGGGGGGAAAGCACCGGAGGGAAUUUUAGGGACUUUUGGGAAAAUGUAUAUCUAGUUAGUUGGGUACUAACAAUGGUAUAUGGUUUUGCCUGUCGCUAAUUUGUUUCGACAGAAAACCUUUAUUGACUGGGCUAUUAAGGGGGCUUUUGGUAAAAUGUACAUCUUUUUCUGUAAUACCCAGUGGUACCUAUAUAGUUUUAUUAUUAAAAUCCAUUUUUAGCCCCUGAGCUUUGAUAGUAAUUAAAAAUAGGUAUUUACCUUUGUCUACAGCUCAAACUGUUGUUACUUGAGUUACGGCCGUUUCGGCAUUAUAAUGCCAUCGUCAGACGUGGAACAUUCAACUGAAGUAGCGUUGUCAUAGUUAAAACACA